Manihot esculenta (cassava) is the source of this 1714-nucleotide messenger RNA. Its product is annotated as type I inositol polyphosphate 5-phosphatase 10. Lineage: Eukaryota; Viridiplantae; Streptophyta; Magnoliopsida; Malpighiales; Euphorbiaceae. The transcript is spliced from 7 exons. Gene Ontology annotation, molecular function: inositol-polyphosphate 5-phosphatase activity; phosphatidylinositol-3,4,5-trisphosphate 5-phosphatase activity; phosphatidylinositol-4,5-bisphosphate 5-phosphatase activity. The record is from RefSeq and is a predicted model, not a curated record. Gene Ontology annotation, biological process: phosphatidylinositol dephosphorylation. The coding region runs from base 219 to 1547 and encodes 442 amino acids.
AAGCAUUUAUUGUAAGAAAAAAUAAUAAUAAAUCAGUAGAUAAAACAAACGCUUUGGUUUCUUCACUCUCAGCUGCAUCUUUUUAAAGCAAAUUCUCUUUUCAGGCUUGAAAUUGCACCUAAAUUUCUUAUGAGAAUUCUUGUGGGGAGAAAUCCUUGGAGCAAUAACCCUCAAGUUUGGAAAUUCAGACUCUCUUUCCAGCUACUUAAGCACUCCAAAUGAGUAGUAAAACUCAGUCAUUCAGAGUUUUUGUGGCAACCUGGAAUGUGGGAGGAAAAUCUCCUCACAGUGGGCUCAACUUGGAUGGAUUUCUUCAAAUCAACAAUCCAUCAGAUAUAUAUGUCUUAGGUUUCCAGGAAAUUGUGCCAUUAAAUGCUGGAAAUGUGCUUGUUGUAGAAGACAAUGAACCAGCUGCAAGAUGGCUAGCUUUAAUUGAUCAAUCACUGAACAAAUCAUGUAGCAUGGCUUCAAGAGCACCAAAAUCCUUGUCCCCACUUGGCAGUUCACUUCUGUUUCAAAAGCCUUCUCUUAAAAGAAUCUGUAAGAAUUUAAGGACUGAGAGUGGAAGAAGGAUGAAGACUUGCAAUUGCAGUCAUGCAUUGGAAAGGAAAUAUAGCAAGGAUUUCUGUUUAUGGUGCCAACCAAAUAAUACAAGCGAGGAUGAAUUUUCCUUAGAGAUUGAAGAAGAUGAUGGACUUGGAAACUAUGUAUUAUCAUCUUCAGAGAUUUCCACUCCCAUUACUGUCAACCAGAUGAAGUACAGCCUUGUAGUGGGUAAACAAAUGGUUGGAAUUUUUGUUACGAUCUGGGUAAGAAAAGAGCUUGCUCAAUAUGUUAGCCACUUGAGGAUCUCUUGCAUUGGUCGUGGGAUCAUGGGCUGCCUUGGAAACAAGGGAUGUAUAUCUGUAAGCAUGUAUCUCCAUCAGACAAGUUUCUGUUUUGUGUGCAGUCACUUGGCAUCAGGAGAGAAAGAGGGAGAUGAACUCAGGAGAAAUUCUGAUGUGAUAGAGAUACUUAAAAAUACACAAUUUCAGAGGAUUUGCAGAUCACCUUAUAGUCGGGUGCCUGAGAAAAUUAUAGAACAUGACCGUGUCAUAUGGUUAGGGGACUUGAAUUACAGAAUAUCUUUGGGCUACUCUGAAACCCGUAAGCUUCUGGAGCGUUGUGACUGGCGUGCUCUAUUUGACAAUGAUCAGUUAAAAAUUGAGAGAGAAGCUGGGCGUGUCUUCAGGGAUUGGAAAGAGGGAAAAAUCUACUUCGCACCUACUUACAAAUACUCCUACAACUCAGACAAUUAUGCUGGGGAGACAACAGAAACAAAAAACAAAAGAAGAACUCCAGCUUGGUGUGACAGGAUACUGUGGCGUGGCAGUGGGAUACAGCAACUUUCUUAUGUACGAUGGGAAUCUCAGUUUUCCGACCACCGACCUGUACUUGCAACAUUUAUGGUGGAUGUACAUGUUACCGAGGAAGGAUCCAAGAAGGGAUCAUCAAGCUUUAGAAUGAAAAUUGAAAGCGAAGAGCACAUACCUCUAACAAGAAAAUAAAGGCAAGCGGUGUGUAGAUUCAUCGGCAAAUUUCAUGAUUAUUGUUGUUACACAUAUAGCAUAUAGUGAAUUCUGGAGCCCAUAGGUGACCCAUUUCAAUUUUCAAUAUCUCUCGUUUACAUAGUAAGUUAAUUCUUAUUUCAAAUUAUAUAAAUUUCAUAUUUAAC